Messenger RNA from Phasianus colchicus (ring-necked pheasant), 1147 nucleotides. It is a transcript of the gene TMEFF1, whose product is annotated as transmembrane protein with EGF like and two follistatin like domains 1. Gene Ontology annotation, molecular function: protein binding. Lineage: Eukaryota; Metazoa; Chordata; Aves; Galliformes; Phasianidae. Gene Ontology annotation, cellular component: plasma membrane. The record is from RefSeq and is a predicted model, not a curated record.
AUGGUGGCGGAGAGCCCGGCCGCCGCCCGGCCGCCGCCGCGAGCGGGACCCCCGCGGGGGCUGUGCUGCGCCUCGGCCCUGCUGCUGCUCGCUCUCUCGGCGCUGCCCGCCGCCCGCGCCUCCCACCCGCUGCCCGCCGGCGAGUGCCAGGGCGGCGGCAAAGGGAAAGGCGGCAACUGCUCAGAGUUAAAUGUAAAAGAAUCUGAUGUAAGAGUGUGUGAUGAAUCGUCAUGUAAAUACGGGGGAGUGUGUAAGGAGGAGGGCGAUGGCCUGAAAUGUGCCUGUCAGUUCCAGUGUCACACAAACUAUAUUCCUGUUUGUGGAUCAAAUGGAGACACUUACCAAAAUGAAUGCUUCCUCAGGAGAGCUGCUUGCAAGCAUCAGAAAGAGAUAACAAUGGUAUCAAGGGGACCUUGUUACUCUGAUAACGGCUCUGGGUCAGGAGAAGGAGAGUAUGAAGGAUCUGGCACAGAAGUUCAGAGAAAACACUCAAAAUGUGGAGUUUGCAAAUAUAGGGCUGAGUGUGAUGAAGAUGCAGAAAAUGUUGGGUGUGUAUGCAAUAUAGACUGCAGUGGGUACAGUUUUAAUCCUGUCUGUGCUUCUGAUGGAAGUUCUUAUAACAACCCCUGUUUUGUUAGAGAAGCAUCCUGUCUGAGGCAAGAGCAGAUAGACAUCAGGCAUCUUGGACACUGCUCAGAAGCAGAUGACACAAACGCAGUUGGAAAGAAAGACGACGGCAUGCAGUACCGGCCAGAGGUGAAAGAUGCCAGUGAUCAAAGAGAAGACAUUUACAUUGGUAACCACAUACCUUGUUCAGAAAGCUUUAAUGGCUACUGCAUACAUGGAAAAUGUGAAUUCAUUUAUUCCACUCAGAAGGCUUCCUGCCGGUGUGAAUCAGGAUAUACUGGACAGCACUGUGAAAAGACAGACUUUAGUAUUCUUUAUGUUGUCCCAAGUAGACAAAAGCUUACGCAUGUCCUUAUUGCAGCAAUAAUUGGAGCCGUACAGAUUGCCAUUAUAGUUGCAAUUGUCAUGUGCAUAACAAGAAAAUGCCCCAAAAACAAUAGAGGACGUCGGCAGAAGCAAAACCUAGGCCAUUUUACUUCAGAUACAUCAUCCAGAAUGGUUUAACUUAGUGAUUUUUAUA